Talaromyces stipitatus ATCC 10500 is the source of this 4791-nucleotide messenger RNA. Its product is annotated as WD-repeat protein, putative. Lineage: Eukaryota; Fungi; Ascomycota; Eurotiomycetes; Eurotiales; Trichocomaceae. Gene Ontology annotation, cellular component: nucleus; transcription repressor complex. Gene Ontology annotation, biological process: nucleoside metabolic process; negative regulation of transcription by RNA polymerase II. The coding region runs from base 1 to 4791 and encodes 1596 amino acids. The record is from RefSeq and is a predicted model, not a curated record. The transcript is spliced from 3 exons. Gene Ontology annotation, molecular function: catalytic activity; protein binding.
AUGUCUAACCCGAACGACUACACAGUCGGAUGGAUAUGUGCAUUAAGCACAGAAUACGUUGCCGCACAAGAAUUCCUCGAUGACGAGCAUGCACCGCUGGAUUUCGUGUCGCCUAAUGACACUAACGACUACACAUUGGGCAGGCUUGGAAAACAUAACGUUGUCAUAGCCGUGUUACCUGACGGUGAAUAUGGAACAGCCUCCGCUGCUACUGUAGCUACAAACAUGCUCAACAGUUUCCCAAACGUCAGGAUCGGCUUGAUGGUGGGUAUUGGUGGUGGAGCACCAAGUAGAAAGCAUGAUAUCCGUCUUGGAGAUAUUGUGGUUAGCGCGCCUCGUGACGGUGAGGGCGGUGUCCUUCAGUACGACUUUGGUAAAACGAUACAGGAGCAGGCCUUCCAACAUACACGUUUCCUGAAUCAGCCUCCGACGAUACUACGCACCGCAGUCACGGGGAUCCAAGCCCAGCACAAGCGGAAAGGGCAUCAGAUCGAAGACGCUAUUGGAUUUGUUCUCGAGAAAAAUCCAAGAUUACGUCAGGAAUAUGCACGGCCGCAACCAAACACUGACAAGCUCUUUCAUCCCCAUGCCAUUCACGACUCAAGAGGCUGUGGGUUCUGUGUUCACGAUCCAUCAUAUGUGGUCGAGCGACGCGAGCGAGCAGAACAUGAGGAUAACCCAGCGAUCCACUACGGCUUGGUGGCUUCUGCAAACCAGCUGAUGAAAGACGCUGUAAUCCGUGACCGACUUGCAGCAGAGAAGGGCGUUCUCUGUUUUGAAAUGGAAGCAGCGGGCUUGAUGAAUCAUUUCCCAUGCUUAGUCAUACGGGGGAUUUGUGACUACUCUGACUCUCACAAGAACAAAGAGUGGCAAGGAUAUGCGGCGAUGACUGCGGCUGCUUAUGCUAAAGACCUCCUCUCUCGCAUUUCGCCAAAUCGGGUGGAAGCUGAGAAGAGAAUCAGUGAUGUGCUUUCUUUAGUUAGAAAGGACAUAAAAGAAGUCCAUACUACUGCUCAAAAUACAAAAACGGCAAUUGAGAUCCUGGAUAAUGACCGACGGCGCGAGAAAGUGAUUGCGAAGCUGCCGUAUGCCAAGGGCUCCACAUUCGAUUCUUUUGAUGGAGUUCUUGAUCCACGAUGCCAUCCAGAAACAAGAAUUGCCCUACGUCGUCAAAUUAGAGAAUGGGCCGAAAAUGGACAAGGGAAGUCAAUAUUCUGGCUGAAAGGAAUGGCUGGAACAGGAAAAUCAACAAUUUCUCGAACAGUAGCCGAGUCCCUUCACAUGGAAGGAAAACUAGGAGCCAGUUUUUUCUUUAAACGAGGGGAAGCUGAUCGAGGUAGUGUGACUAUGCUUUUUACCACUAUUUGUGCCCAACUCUUAGUAAAGAUUCCGUCACUGAUCGCUCCUGUCGAGAUGGCAAUUGAUGCUGAUCCCAAUAUAUCUGAUAAAUCGAUGGGAGAGCAAUUUGAGAAGCUUAUCUAUCUACCUUUAUCACAGAUUCGGCAUCACCUCCUCCAAACACCGAAACUCAUUAUCGUGAUUGAUGCUUUGGAUGAAUGCGCGCAGAAUGGAGACACUCUCCUUCGCCUCUUAUCACAAACGAGAGAGAACUGGUCACCAAUCUUACAGAUAUUUAUUACAAGCAGACCAGAGCAGCAAAUUCGAUCUGGAUUUGUAGACAUACCAGAAGAUAUACGCGAGAAUAUAGAGCUUCACGAAAUAUCCCAGGCUAUCAUCAAGCAGGACAUCACCACCUUCCUCAAAUCGAGAUUUGUCCAAAUCCAGGAGAAGUAUAGGAAAGAUGGCCUGCUACUUCCUUCUAACUGGCCUGGCCUAGAGGCGAUGUCAGUGUUGGUUGAAAUGGCUGUUCCGCUCUUCAUUUUUGCUGCUACCCUGUGCCGCUUUGUGGAAGAUCCAGCGUGGUCGGACCCGAUAGGCCAGCUGCAAAAGGUUCUUGAGUAUCGAAAUAUGAAGAGUGGCUCUGAGAUGGACAAGCUAGAUGCCACUUACUCUCCAAUUCUAAACCAGCUGAUCAAUGGACGUCCAGAAAAGGCACAGAAAUCACUGGUGGAGCGGUUUCGACGCAUUGUAGGCACUAUUAUUCACUUAGCGGAGCCCCUUUCGCGGUCAUCUCUCGCAUCUUUGCUCAAUACCGACAGCCAAGAGAUUGAGGGGCAGCUCUCAUCUCUCCAUUCUGUCUUUAGUGUGCCAUCCUCUGCGGACUCUGCGAUAAGGAUGUUGCACCUCUCAUUCCGUGAUUUCCUGAUUGAUCCUGAUAAACGUCACACGAAUUCAUUCUGGGUUGACGAGAUGGAAACCCAUAAGAUGGUCAUGACCAAGUGCCUUGAACGAAUGUCUCAAUCUGGGAGUCUUCAAGAAAAUAUAUGCAAUCUUCCGGGCCACGGGACACUCCGUGCUGAGAUCGAUGGCAGAAUCAUAGCUAACCACUUACCACCAGAUAUGCAAUAUGCUUGCCGCUUCUGGGUACACCAUUUGAAAGAGAGUCAGACCCGCAUCAAUGAUAGUGAUCCAGUUCAUGAGUUUAUACAGGAUCACUUUUUACAUUGGCUGGAAUCAUUGAGCCUCUUGGGAAGAAUUGCAGAGAGUAUUCACCUAGUGGGGACAUUACAAACUAUUGUAAGUGAUGAAGACACGGCAAUAUGCAAAUUCCUGGAUGACGCAAUGCGGUUUAUUCGAAAAAACAUCUCGUUGAUUGAUCAGGCGCCUCUCCAGCUCUAUGCAUCGGCGCUUAUUUUCGCACCAAAGGGAAGUGUAAUUAGGAAUAAAUAUAUCGAUAAAAUCCCCAAUUGGGUUCGAGGAUUACCAGAAGUGGAAUCAGCCUGGAGUGCAGUGCAGCAGACCCUCGAAGGCCAUUCAGGUUCAGUUUUCGCAGUGGCGUUCUCUCCCGACGGCAAGCUGGUGGCCUCAGGCUCCGUUGAUUACACAAUCAAGCUGUGGGAUCUAGCUACUGGCACUCUGCGGCAGACGCUUGAAGGCCAUUCCAGUUCAGUUCGGGCAGUGGCGUUCUCUCCCAAGGGCAAGCUGGUGGCCUCAGGCUCCGAUGACAAGACAGUUAAGCUAUGGGAUCUAGCUACUGGCACUCUACGGCAGACGCUUGAAGGCCAUUCAGGUUCAGUUUUCGCAGUGGCGUUCUCUCCCGACGGCAAGCUGGUGGCCUCAGGCUCCGAUGACAAGACAGUUAAGCUAUGGGAUCUAGCUACUGGCACUCUACGGCAGACGCUUGAAGACCAUUCUGGUCCGGUUCAGACAGUGGCGUUCUCUCCUGAUGGCAAGCUAACAGCCUCAGGCUCCUAUGACAAGACAGUUAAGCUAUGGGAUCUAGCUACUGGCACUCUACGGCAGAUGCUUGAAGACCAUUCAGGUUCAGUUUUCGCAGUGGCGUUCUCUCCCAACGGGAAGCUGGUGGCCUCAGGCUCCGUUGAUUGCACGAUCAAGCUGUGGGAUUCAGCUACUGGCACUCUACGGCAGACGCUCAAAGGCUAUUCUAGUUUGGUUCAGGCAGUGGCGUUCUCUCCUAACGGCAAGCUGGUGGCCUCAGGCUCCGUUGAUUACACAAUCAAGCUGUGGGAUCUAGCUACUGGCACUCUGCGGCAGACGCUUGAAGGCCAUUCCAGUUCAGUUCGGGCAGUGGCGUUCUCUCCCGACGGCAAGCUGGUGGCCUCAGGCUCCGUCGAUUACACGAUCAAGCUGUGGGAUCCAGCUACUGGCACUCUGCGGCAGACGCUUGAAGGCCAUUCUGGGCCAGUUCUGGCAGUGGCGUUCUCUCCUGAUGGCAAGCUAACAGCCUCAGGCUCCUAUGACAAGACGGUCAAGCUAUGGGAUCCGGCUACUGGCACUCUACGGCAGGCGCUUGAAGACCAUUCUGGUCCGGUUCAGACAGUGGCGUUCUCUCCUGAUGGCAAGCUAACAGCCUCAGGCUCCUAUGACAAGACGGUCAAGCUAUGGGAUCCGGCUACUGGCACUCUACGGCAGACGCUUGAAGGUCAUUCUGAUUUAAUUCAGACAGUGGCGUUCUCUCCUAACAGCAAGCUGGUGGCAUCAGGCUCCUAUGACAAGACGGUCAAGCUAUGGGAUCUAGCUACUGGCACUCUGCGGCAGACGUUUGAAGGCCAUUCUGAUUUAGUUCGGGUAGUGGCGUUCUCUCCUGAUGGCAAGCUAACAGCCUCAGGCUCCUAUGACAAGACGGUCAAGCUAUGGGAUCUAGCUACUGGCACUCUGCGGCAGACGCUUGAAGGCCAUUCCAGUUCAGUUCGGGCAGUGGUGUUCUCUCCCAAGGGCAAGCUGGUGGCCUCAGGCUCUUAUGACAAGACGGUCAAGCUAUGGGAUCCGGCUACUGGCACUCUACGGCAGACGCUUGAAGGCCAUUCUGGCCCAGUUCAGACAGUGGUGUUCUCCCCUAACGGCAAGCUGUUGGUCUCAGGCUCCUAUGACAAGACGGUCAAGCUAUGGGAUCUAUCUACUGGCACUCUACGGCAGACGCUUGAAGACCAUUCUGGUCUGGUUCGGGUAGUGGCGUUCUCCCCCGACGGCAAAUUUCUGGAGACUAAUCAAGGACGACUUAAUACUGAGUCUCAUCAUGUUCGCAGUCUAUCGCAAACACCAAGCAGUCUUCAUAAAAAUAUACUAGUGACGAAUGAAUGGCUGACCCGCAAUGAUUUUAAUGCCAUUUGGUUGCCUGUUGAGUAUCGAGCAACUUCUUCCGCCGUGUACGAGAGCAUACUUGUUAUGGGACAUGCUUCAGGUCGAGUUACAUUUCUGAAGUUGAUCUAA